Parus major (Great Tit) is the source of this 3432-nucleotide messenger RNA. It is a transcript of the gene RBM27, whose product is annotated as RNA binding motif protein 27. NCBI's taxonomy places the organism in Eukaryota, Metazoa, Chordata, Aves, Passeriformes, Paridae. The record is from RefSeq and is a predicted model, not a curated record. Gene Ontology annotation, molecular function: metal ion binding; RNA binding. Bases 76 to 3171 code for a protein of 1031 amino acids. Gene Ontology annotation, cellular component: nucleus. Gene Ontology annotation, biological process: mRNA processing. The transcript has 23 exons.
CUGCGCUGCGGGCGGUGCCGGGCAGGUCGCGGCGAUGGCGGCGGUGUAGCCGUGAGCGGGCGGCGCGGGGCCACCAUGAUCAUCGAGAGCGUAGACGCGCUCAAGUCCUGGCUGGCCAAGCUGCUGGAGCCCAUAUGUGAUGCGGACCCCUCAGCCUUGGCCAACUAUGUCGUGGCGUUAGUCAAGAAAGACAAGCCCGAGAAGGAGCUGAAGGCUUUCUGUGCUGACCAGCUGGAUGUGUUCCUGCAGAAAGAAACUUCAGGGUUUGUAGAUAAACUUUUUGAAAGUUUGUACACCAAGAGUUACCUUCCUUCUGCUGAGCCCACAAAGGCAGAGGCAAAGCCUGCAGGGCAAGAGAAAGAAGAAGUCAAGGAGGAGUUGUGUGUUAAGCAGAAUUUUCAAGAGUCUGUUGAAGAAGAGCGGGAGAGCAGGAAGAAGAAAUAUUCCAGUCCCCAGAGGAGCCGUGCAGAUUCCAGUGAGCAAAGAAGCAGGGAGAAAAAGCGUGAUGAUGGGAAGUGGCGGGACUAUGACAGGUACUAUGAUAGGAGUGACUUGUACAGGGAGAAGUCUGGCUGGCGCCGGGGCAGGAGUAAAAGCCGGAGCAAAAGCAGAGGGUUGAGUCGGAGCCGCAGCCGCAGCAGGGGCCGCAGCAAGGACCGGGAUGGCAGCAGGAGCGGGCUAGUUCAGGUCUGUCGGAAAAGUAAGUGGCACAGAUUACAGCAUUCUACGCACCUUGAGACCGCGUUAGUUAAGGGCAGAGAGCACCGAGAGAGAGAGAGAUCAAAAUACAAGAGUGAAAAAAAUGAUGUUGAAGGCUCAUAUAAUCCGGUGUCCGCAUCUCCCAGUAAAUCCUCUGAACAGUAUUCCUCUGCACAAGCUAUUCCCAGUGCUGUAACUGUAGUUGCACCUGCGCACCACCUUGAAAGCACCACAGAGAGCUGGUCAAAUUACUUCAACAAUCACAGCAAUCCCAGUUCAUUUGGCAGAAACCCUCCUCCUAAAAGGAGAUGUCAAGACUAUGAUGAGCGAGGCUAUUGUGUCCUUGGUGACCUCUGUCAGUUUGAUCACGGGAACGAUCCUUUAGUAGUAGACGAAGUUUCCUUGCCGAGCAUGAUCCCGUUCCCGCCGCCGCCGCCGGGGCUGCCACCACCGCCGGGGCUGCUGCUGCCGCCGCUGCCGGGGCCGGUGCGCGGGCUGAGGCUGCCGCUGCCGCAGCCGCACCCGCAGCCCCCGCCGCCCGUCGUGCUGCCCGUCCCGCGACCACCUUUAACACAGUCCAGCCUGAUAAACAGUCGUGACCAGCCAGGGACGAGCGCAGUGCCCAGCCUGGCACCCGUGGGAGCAAGGCUGCCUCCUCCUCUGCCUCAGAACCUGCUCUAUACAGUGUCAGAACAUACAUAUGAGCCAGAUGGCUAUAACCCUGAAGCUCCUAGUAUUACCAGUGCUGGUAGAUCUCAGUAUCGGCAGUUCUUUACGAGAGCACAAAUGCAGCGUCCAAAUCUAAUUGGCCUAACAUCUGGGGAGAUGGAUACAAACCCUCGAGCUGCCAACAUUAUCAUCCAAACUGAGCCUCCCAUUCCCAUUACAAAUAACAGCAGCAAUGUCACGAGAGUUGUUCUGGAACCAGACAGCAGGAAAAGAUCUCCAAGCAGCAUGGAAUGUCCACCAUUGAAGAAACCCUGGUUGGGAAAGCAAGUAAACAACAACCAGAAUAAGCCAGGGUUUUUGAAAAAGAAUCAGUAUACUAAUACAAAAUUAGAAGUUCGAAAAAUUCCACCAGAAUUGAACAAUAUUACACAGCUCAACGAACACUUCAGCAAAUUUGGAACUAUUGUAAACAUUCAGGUUGCUUUCCAGAACGAUCCUGAAGCUGCUCUCAUUCAGUACUUGAGUAACGACGAGGCGAGGAAGGCGAUUUCCAGCACGGAGGCGGUGCUGAGCAAUCGGUUCAUCCGGGUGCUGUGGCACAGGGAGAGCGAGCAGCAGCCCCCACUGCUGCAGCAGCAGCAGGCAGCGCCCGCCCCGCAGGCCCUGCAGCACCUGCAGCAGCAGGCCCUGGCCACGCAGCCCGCCGUGACGGUGCACAGCAGCCUGGCCAAGGUGAUGAACAAACCCCUGGCCUCUGGUGCCUACGUCCUUAACAAAGUCCCGGUGAAAAGACGCCUCGGAGCAGCGGGGGGGAGCCAGCCUGAGCUCAGCCAGCCCGGCGCUGGCGUGGAGGAGUCUCAGGUAUUUCCUACUUCUACAAGCCACUCAAAAAUGGUUUACAGUUCUCCAAACUUGAAGACAACUCUGAAGUCUGGUGCAGGGUCUAAACCUCACGACGUGCAAGAAGUCCUUAAAAAAAAACAGGAGGCAAUGAAACUCCAGCAAGAUAUGAGGAAAAAGAAGCAGGAGAUGUUAGAAAAACAGAUAGAAUGCCAGAAGAUGCUGAUAUCCAAGCUGGAGAAAAACAAGGCCAUGAAACCAGAAGAGAGAGCAGAAAUUAUGAAGACUUUAAAAGAACUAACAGGAAAAAUAUCUCAGUUAAAGGAUGAAUUAAAAACUUCAUCUACAACCUCCACACCAUCCAAGUUGAAGUCCAAGACAGAGGCACAGAAGGAGCUGUUGGACGCAGAGCUGGACUUCCACAAGAGACUGUCCUCUGGAGAGGACACGACCGAACUGCGGAAAAAGCUCAAUCAGCUGCAGGUGGAGGCUGCCCGCUUGGGCAUCCUGCCUGUGGGCCGAGGAAAGGCGGCGGCGCAGGGCCGGGGCCGGGGCCGGGGCCGCGGGGGCCGAGGCCGGGGAGUGCUGAACCACAUGGUGGUGGAUCACCGGCCCAAGGCGCUCACCGUGGGAGGCUUCGUGGAAGAGGAAAAAGAUGAAUUGUUACAGCACUUCUCUAAAUUUGGAGAUAUUGAAGAUCUUCAAGAAGAGGAUUCCCCAUUAAGUGUUGUCGUAACUUUUAAGUCCCGCUCAGAAGCUGAGAAUGCUGCUAACCAGGGAUCCCGCUUCAAGGACCGACGGCUCCAGAUCUCCUGGCACAAACCCAAGGUACCUUCUGUGUCCACAGAAGUUGAGGAAGAGGAGUCCAAGGAAGAGGAGACCGAAACCUCAGAUUUAUUUUUGCACGAAGAUGAUGACGAUGAUGAUGAAGAUGAGGAUGAAUCCCGUUCUUGGAGAAGAUGAAACUUGAUGUUCGAAGUGUAUAAUUUUAGGAAUAUAGUUCAAACUACAUCUUUUAAACAUUUAUUUAAGGAAGUUGAUGAGCCAAAAAGAGCUUUACUUUCUUUUCAAACCACAAGAUUUACUAUGAGCAGUUUGGUAUGAAAGCAUUUGGGACACAGAGCUGUGAGACUGAGCUAGCCAAAGGCCCAAGAACUUCUUACAGGAUUAUCAAGAUCACCAGGGUGGUGAUUUUUUUCUAUUUAAGAAGGAUUAAAAAGGUGG